UCUAGGACCUCAAUCACAUCUUACUCGAGAGCGACAUGUAUUGCAAAGCUAAAUGACACAUAAACGACAACGGUGCCGCUGAUUUUUACAAUGCCAUUUCCAAUAAUAUAACCAUUCACAAUGUUUAUUUAUUCUCCAAAGAAACUGCCCAACCUCGAUUGUACCACUUGUUCACAUGUUCAGAACCAACUUCUUUUGGAAAUCCCGGCGCCACUCAACGUCAAAUUCUCAUGGUUUUUAUCAUAUAACAUCCUCAUUCCUGUCGUUUUCUCCUCUUAUAUAUGGGCAACAUCUUUAGUGAAGAUUGCUCAUUCAGGAAAAUUUAAAUAGCUAGCCACUGUAAUUAUUUCUUUAAUAUACAACUAAAGAUUUAACCAUGGUUAUGGUGGACAGCUUCCCAGAAGUUAGCAAAUGUGCGUCCAAAGGCCGAGAAAAGCACACGGUGGUCGCUGAUAUGGAUGGCACCCUGUUUAUUGGUCGUAGCUCCUUCCCUUAUUUCGCUCUAAUUGCCUUCGAGGCUGGUGGGAUUUUUAGGCUUCUUUUCUUGCUCUUGGCAUCACCACUUGCGGCACUUCUUUAUUACUUUGUUUCAGAGUCUGCUGGUAUUCAAGUUCUUACCUUUGCAUCCUUUGCUGGUAUGAAAGUAUCGGAUAUUGAAUCUGUAGCACGCGCAGUGCUGCCAAAGUUCUACUCCAGCGAUCUCCAUCCUGAGUCAUGGCGUGUGUUCUCUUCUUGUGGGAAACGCUGCGUUCUUACAGCGAACCCAAGAAUUAUGGUGGAAGCAUUUCUGAAGGAUUUCUUGGGAGCUGAUUUAGUUUUUGGUACCGAAAUAUCAACUUAUAAAGGUAGAGCUACAGGUUUUGUUCGUACCCCUGGUGUACUUGUAGGCAAGAACAAGGCAAAUGCUCUUAAAAAGGCUUUUGGAGACGCAAGGCCAGAAGUUGGGCUUGGAGAUAGGCGCACUGAUGCUCCCUUUAUGGCUUUGUGCAAGGAGGGAUACCUGGUGCCACCCAAGCCGGAAGUCAGGGCAGUAACAGGUGACAAGCUCCCAAAACCCAUCGUCUUCCAUGAUGGCAGGCUAGUCCAGAAACCAACACCAUUAAUGGCACUUCUCAUCAUUCUCUGGAUACCAAUAGGCUUCAUUCUAGCUUGCUUGAGAAUUGCAGCAGGAUCACUCCUGCCUAUGCCAAUGGUCUACUAUGCCUUCUUAGCACUCGGUGUCCGUGUCACAGUAAAAGGCAACCCACCUCCUCCAGCCAAGAAAUCAACUGGUCAAUCAGGUGUCCUCUUUGUUUGCUCCCACAGAACUCUCCUUGACCCCAUAUUCCUCUCCACUGCCCUUGGCCGCCCUAUUGCCGCAGUCACAUACUCAGUAUCUCGCCUCUCGGAAAUUAUAUCACCCAUCAAAACAGUUAGGCUCAGCCGCGAUAGAGCAACAGAUGCAGCAAUGAUCAAGAAGUUGUUAGUAGAAGGUGACUUGGCGAUAUGUCCUGAAGGGACCACUUGCAGGGAACCCUUUCUUUUAAGGUUUUCAGCUUUGUUCGCAGAAUUAACCGAUCAAAUUGUGCCGGUAGCUAUGGUGAACAGAAUGAGCAUGUUCCAUGGAACUACCGCUAGAGGGUGGAAAGGGAUGGAUCCAUUUUACUUCUUCAUGAACCCUAGUCCAGCUUAUGAAGUAACUUUCUUGAGUAAGUUGCCCCAAGAAUUAACGUGCAGUUCAGGCAAGUCUAGCCACGAAGUGGCUAAUUACAUACAAAGGGUGAUUGCUGCUACUCUUUCCUAUGAAUGCACUGGAUUUACUAGAAAAGAUAAGUACAGAGCACUUGCUGGCAACGAUGGCAGUGUUGUUGAGAAACCUAAGCUCGAAGCCAACAAAGUAAUGGGUUGCUAAUUUACUUGAUGCAAAGUUUGAGUUUUGAACUCCGUAUUUCAACUUGUAAGCACCUGGUGUAAUCAUUUUAGAAUCCGAAUUUGGAGAAGUGAUCAAUUCUUCUUCUAAACUUCAGAAUUACAGUGAUUCAAGUUUUGGAAAUAAAGAACAA
This is a messenger RNA of Ricinus communis (castor bean), 2042 nucleotides long. RefSeq names its product glycerol-3-phosphate acyltransferase RAM2. NCBI's taxonomy places the organism in Eukaryota, Viridiplantae, Streptophyta, Magnoliopsida, Malpighiales, Euphorbiaceae. Gene Ontology annotation, cellular component: membrane. The transcript has 2 exons. The record is from RefSeq and is a predicted model, not a curated record. Gene Ontology annotation, biological process: cutin biosynthetic process. Gene Ontology annotation, molecular function: phosphatase activity; glycerol-3-phosphate 2-O-acyltransferase activity. The coding region runs from base 377 to 1891 and encodes 504 amino acids.